AUGACCAUGUCGCUCGUAUUCUACUUCAUACUCUCGCAACCAAAGUACUACAAAAUGUUGCAAGCUGAGCUCGAUGCCGCGUUCACGGAUCCCGCUGGCCUACUCGACUCUUCGAAGCUGGCAAAUCUUCCUUUCCUGAAUGCAGUCCUCAGUGAGACCCUCCGUCUGGGUACUCCUUUCUUCCUUCCUCGAAUUGUUCCGCCGAGUGGCCUCACUUUGGAAGGCCGUUUUAUUCCUGGAGGAACGAUCGUUGCCGUCGCGGUGCAUUCUCAGCAGACUAGUCCGGCUAACUUCUAUCCCGCUCCUUUGGACUUCCUCCCAGAGAGAUGGCUUCCCGGAGGGCUUGGACCUGAGUCAAUUACCGAGAGAACGGCACUCAUGUCAUUCUCCUCCGGACCUCACGUGUGUGUUGCCAAAGCCUUUGCCUACCAGGAGAUGCGUUUCGUAACUGCUCGCUUGGUACUUGCGCAUGACAUGAAAUUGGAAGAGGGUUUUGACGUCAAGGCAUACCGCGAUGGGAUCUUAAACAUGCGCACAACGGUCUUGCAGAGUCCUCUCAUGGUCAAAGCCACGAAACGGCGCGGAUUUGAUCUUGCGAAGCUUGGCUGA
Sparassis crispa is the source of this 609-nucleotide messenger RNA. RefSeq lists its product as hypothetical. The coding region runs from base 1 to 609 and encodes 202 amino acids. The record is from RefSeq and is a predicted model, not a curated record. The transcript has 3 exons. Lineage: Eukaryota; Fungi; Basidiomycota; Agaricomycetes; Polyporales; Sparassidaceae. Gene Ontology annotation, molecular function: heme binding; oxidoreductase activity, acting on paired donors, with incorporation or reduction of molecular oxygen; monooxygenase activity.